Molecule: messenger RNA, 628 nt
Organism: Electrophorus electricus (electric eel)
Lineage: Eukaryota; Metazoa; Chordata; Actinopteri; Gymnotiformes; Gymnotidae
Source: RefSeq, a predicted model, not a curated record
CUGUGAACAGCGAAGCAUUGAAGCAAAGUAAAGCAAACCUUUUCUAAAACAUGAACCCUACACCUCUGAUCAUCAUUUUCUUAACCUGCUUGCUUUUGUCCAUGGUGGAAGGAAUACCUUUGCACAAGGAACCACGAUGCCGAUGUAUAAAAAACCAAAAGAAAGAAAUCCCUCAUCACAAGAUUAAGAAACUGGACAUCUUUUCCGCCAAUUACAUUUGCAAAAAAGAUGAAAUAAUUGCAACCCUCAAAAAGAGAGAACUUAAGAUUUGUCUCAGCCCGCUUGAAGAAUGGGUAAAGACUCUAUUCAAAAUGAAUGGGACCCUUGAAUUAAAAUUCUACUGACAUGAAUAAGAAAGACAAGAAGACAGCAGUAUGAAUAAAGAAACAUUUAUUUUAAAAUGGUGUACAUUAAAUAGAAAUUUGUUUUUUUUUUUCUACUCAUUAUAUGAGGACAUUCAUCUCGUGUUUUUUGUUCUAUACUAACACUGUAAUAAUGCAUAUCAGUACAUCGGCAAAUGAAAUGAAAAUGCAAUGUCUACAAAAUGUCUACAUUUUAAAAGUGAUUUAUAUGUUAUGUAUUUUUAUAAACAUGUAACUAAUAUUUAUAAAGCGUUUUUGAACAGUCA